This is a messenger RNA of Gryllus bimaculatus (two-spotted cricket), 412 nucleotides long. The record is from the annotation of a GenBank genome assembly. NCBI's taxonomy places the organism in Eukaryota, Metazoa, Arthropoda, Insecta, Orthoptera, Gryllidae.
CGUUCGGGUUUACUCGGAUUCGUCGUCGACUCGAGAGCGUCAUUCUCGUGUUCCUUCGUACUGCUUUUCCCGCGCAUUUGCGUCUGAUCUGUUCGCUCUGCUAGUAGUUACUCAAAGCGACUGCUGGCUAUUUGGGUUUUAUCCGGCUGUGUACACAGAAGAAUUGGGGUUUUAUCGAAAAAGAAGAGACUCCUCUUGCAUUUUAAUUUUAUAAGACGUUAAUAACAUGGCCGAUUCGAGCCCUGUUCCUUCACCUGCGGCUAGUCGUGGGGAUUUAGCGACAUCACCACUUCGUGAAUUAGAGGAACCCUUCGAGGACGAAGGAGAUAUUUUGGGCAGUGAACAUUCUGGGGCCCCUGUGGAUGAGGAAGAACAGGAUGGAGAAGAAUUAUUUGGGGAUAAUAUGGAGGCG